Chlamydomonas reinhardtii is the source of this 2948-nucleotide messenger RNA. RefSeq lists its product as uncharacterized. NCBI's taxonomy places the organism in Eukaryota, Viridiplantae, Chlorophyta, Chlorophyceae, Chlamydomonadales, Chlamydomonadaceae. The transcript has 5 exons. The record is from RefSeq and is a predicted model, not a curated record. Bases 76 to 2781 code for a protein of 901 amino acids.
CUCGGCAACACAGCGUGCACAGGUCGCAGCAGCAGAGCACCGAGCAACACACUAUUCAGCAGUGCAGCAGCCGUCAUGAAUCCAAAGCGGCCUCCGCUGUUGCUGGUCUCAGACCCGCGGCAGCAAGCUGCAGCUGCUGCUGGUGGUGGCGCCCGCGGCGACUCCAAGCCGCGACAACAGCUGCGAAUAGACCACUACAUGCCUCAGGCGCCCAAGCGACACAAGCCGAAUAAUGCCGCGCAGGAGCAGACGAAUUUGGGGGCCCCCGCUGGCGGUCGGGCCGCACCAGCAGUGGGCGGCAAAGCCACGGCUCCCCCGGCCGGGUCGUCGUCGCUGCCUCCCCGUCGCAGCGGCGGGUCAUCACAACAGCCCGCCCUUUCAGCCCCCCGCACUGCUGCUGCUGCGGCUGCUGGUGCGGGUGCGGGUGCUGCGGGUGCGGGUGCUGCUGGCACAGGCGCCUCCAACGCCGCCACUCCUACCACCAGUACCAGCGCCGCAGCCCCACCAGCCGCCGCCAACGCCACCACCAACGCCAUCGCCGCCGGCGCCGCCGCCAACAGCGGCUUGGCGGCGGCCGCCGCCGCACGGGCGCGUUGCGGCGUCAGCGGCAUCAGCCUUGAGUCGUACGUACAGCUGUUCGGCGCGUUGACCAAGGGCCAACCUGUCGUACAACCGGUUACGGUGAUUGAGGAGCCGUACUUCAAGAUGGGCGACCUGCGGGCGCUACUGGACGUGCACGGGCUGGCGUUCACACGCAACAAGAAACGCGAGCUGCUGGACCGACUGGUCGGGCUGGCGGCGGCGCCGCCGGGGCAGCAGCUACAGCCACAGCCACAGCUUCAGCCACAGCCACAGCUUCAGCCGGCACAAGCACUGUCUAGACAGCAGCAGCAGCAGCAGCAGCAGCCGGCACCGGUGUGUGUGGAGGCUUCAGACCUGGCGGUGCUGGCGCACAGCUGGGCAGUGAGCGUGCCGGCGUCGGCGUCGGCAAUGGCGACGGCUGCAGAGGGCAGCGCCGCCGCCGGGCCAGCAACAGGAGCAGCGGCGGGCGGGGCUGCUGACGGCGGCGGCGGGGUGGUAGCAGGUGCGGCGGGUGGCUGGUUGGAGGAGCUGGUGCCUGUGCUGCAAGCUUCACUGGCGGCGGCCGAGCUGGAGGCGGCGGGCCAGGGCGAUUGGGCACUGCCGCCGUGGCCGCCGCAACAGCAGGUACACGAGCAGCAACGGGAGGAGCCCCGGCCAGGAGCGGCUGCAGCAGUAGCGGCGGCGGCUCAGGCGGAGGCGGCGGGCAAGGCCACAGUGUCAGUAGGCGGUGCAGUGGAGUCGCCCACCGCGCCACCUCAGCCGCAGCCGCCACCGGGGAACCCGCCCGCCGGCAGCGUGGCGCAACCGCCUCAGCCGCAGGCGGCAGGCCCAGCUCCUCGGACCCGGCCGCCACCGCCGCCGCCACAGCCACCAGAGCCGCCGCCACCACCGCCACCACCACCACCUCCGCCGCAGGAUGAGCCUCAGCUGCAGCAGCCACCGGCUGCCAGUGGUGUGCAGGCCCCGCCUGCCGCCGCACUGCUGGGCAUGCAGCUGGACGACUCGGCCCAACGCCAGCUGCUACAGCUGCUGCAGCUGCUACAGGGCGGCGGCGGCGGCGGCAGUGCCGUUACCAGGGCUGCUGCUGGAGCGCCUGCUACUGCCAGCGAUGGGGGUGGCGGAGGUGGCGGGGGUGGCGGGGCCAGCCGUGCCAUGCCACAACAACAGCAGCAGCAGCAGCAGCAGCAGCAGCAGCAGGCGCGACCGCAGCGACAACCCCAACAACAGCAAUUGCGGCAGCGACAGCAGCUUGGACUGCGGAGGGAGGCAGCGGAGUCACGGGAGGAAGCGGAGGACGGGAUGGACGGGGCCUAUGCUGACGAGGAGGGCGACGGCGGCGGGUAUGCUGAUGCCGACGCAGGCGCAGACGCAGACGCCGCAGACGCAGACGCAGACGACUACGGCGGGGCUGUUGGCGGUGGUGGUGCUCAGGUGCUUACGCUGCAGCACCACCCGGCUGCUGGCGGGCACGGCGGCGGCGGGAGGCAUUGGGGUGGCGAUGGCGGGGAGGGCGAGGAGGGCGACGAGGGCGAGGAGGGCUACGAAGGGGCAGCAGCAGGAGACGGCGAUGGCGGCGGCGCCGGCGGCUCCCAGGAUUCACGCCUGGGUGUGGCGGUGCUGCCGUGGCUGGCCCCACAGAUCAUAGGCUUCAGCCAAGCUCACGCCGCCAGCACCGAGCCGCUGAUCAGCUCGGGGCAGCUGCUGGGCCGCCGCGUGGCCUUCGUGCUGCUCAGCGCCUUCAGCUACCAGGACGCCCGGGCGGGGACAGAGGUGCUGCCGCCGGGUGUGUACCAGGGCCGUGUGUCUGAGGCUCUGGGCCAGGGCUGCCAGGCGGAGCUGUGCGGCGCCGGCUGCGGCGGAGACCACUGCUUCUUCUACGUGCGUCUGGUCGCGCAGCCCGGCAUCUCCAUCCGGGGGCGCCUGGAGCUCAAACUGGAUCUGGCGGCACGAAACCGUGUGGACUCCUUCCCGCGCCUGGCGGGGCUCACCGUGGCCCAGCUGCAGGACGCAUGGGUGCUGCUGGGCAGCAUCAGUGGUGGCGGCAGUAGCGCGGGACCGGCAGGGGGCGCGGCUGUGGCUGGUGGCGGGGGAGGCGGGGGAGGACGGGGAGUGCAGGAUGCGGGGAUGGGCACCAGGACGGCUGUCGGUGGCAAGGCGUGGAGCCCUGACACGGAGGCAUGCUGCAUAUGUACCACGUGAUACCUGCAACCCUGCAAAGGCGUAUGCCGCUCAGUGUGCGUUGCUGUUGCCGUGUUGCGAGGAGUUGAAGGGCAACAGCUCGAGUGGCCGACCAGGUUGCUGUCGUGUGCCCAUGCGGCCCUUCCUAAGCGUGAAAGGGCAGUGCGUUGAGUUUACGGUAUGCAUUG